AUGUCCGAAUCUAGAGACGGGCUGGAGGAGCGCCUGCGCAAUGAGCUAGAGCUCCUCGGGGCCAUGUACCCAGGAUGCAUCGCCUUCGAGAGCAGAGGCCGCGAACUGAAGUACUCCCCUACGUCAGCCGGAGACGGUCUUACCAAGGGAGUGCUCGUCCUCAGGCUGCCAGAUCACUAUCCAGCCAAGGGUCUGCCGGAUCUUAUCACGGCAAAGGACGCGAAGGGCCUGGACGCAAGGACGCAGGUCUCGGCUGCCUUCUCGGAAUUGGCGAUUGUCGAGGGGGAGGAGGCACUGGAUGCUUUUAUACUCGCAUUCCAAGACUUUAUCAACGAAUUGGCGAGGGACUCACCGCCUCAGGACUCUGCGACCAUCACAUCGGCUGAAGAGAGAAAGCAGCGUCGCAAGACGGUGGUCAUAUGGCUCCAUCACCUCCUCAAUACAAACAAGCGUAAGCUCGCGCUGAGCCCCGGGCUUGACGCGGGGAGCGUGUCGGGGCUGACGAGGCCGGGCUAUCCGGGCGUGAUGGUCUUCUCUGGGCCCAAGGACGCCGUCGACAGCCACGUGGCCGAGCUGCGGUCGCAGAGGUGGCAGGCUUUCCAGGUCAGGUAUGACAGCGAGCAGGAUGGGGCCCUCGGCAAGGGGGAUGAUGAUCAUGAUCAUUGCGAGGAUCUCGUCUGGGGGUUUGAGCACUCUACGGGAGUCUGCGAGGUUGAGAGCCUGGGGGAGAUGGCGCAGGGGAUCGCACGGGCUGAGCAUAGGGAGACGUUCUUGCGCGUCAUGGGGCUGAAGUGA
Diaporthe citri is the source of this 795-nucleotide messenger RNA. RefSeq lists its product as uncharacterized. The record is from RefSeq and is a predicted model, not a curated record. Lineage: Eukaryota; Fungi; Ascomycota; Sordariomycetes; Diaporthales; Diaporthaceae. The transcript has a single exon. Bases 1 to 795 code for a protein of 264 amino acids.